This is a messenger RNA of Mytilus trossulus (common blue mussel), 3105 nucleotides long. RefSeq names its product endoplasmic reticulum lectin 1-like. Gene Ontology annotation, cellular component: endoplasmic reticulum lumen. The coding region runs from base 111 to 1529 and encodes 472 amino acids. The transcript is spliced from 14 exons. NCBI's taxonomy places the organism in Eukaryota, Metazoa, Mollusca, Bivalvia, Mytilida, Mytilidae. Gene Ontology annotation, biological process: endoplasmic reticulum unfolded protein response; retrograde protein transport, ER to cytosol. The record is from RefSeq and is a predicted model, not a curated record.
AAACUACAUAAACAAAUGCGGGACUAACAUAUGGCCGCGCUCAGUUCACAGAUUUCUACACGUCAGCUUCAUAUAUUAUGCUGCAUCUCAUUUUUAACUUCAAAUAAAAAAUGAAUAUGACAACCAUUAAAAAGUCCUGUAGUUACAUAUGGAUCUUCACUUUAGUUGUGAUUGGAAGCUCUGGUUUCGAUCCAUUCAUGGAUAAUGAAUUGCAUAAAAUUGAAUGGGUUGAUAAGUCAACUUUCAGUUUAGAAGAAAUGAAAGAUAAAGGUGUUGUAGAAAUGAUGACAGUUAAUCAUGAAAAAUACAUGUGCAUCCUUCCAGAAUUAACAGGGAAAGAUGACGAGUCCAAGAAAGUGUAUGGAGGUUUAUCAGGAUUUGAACUAAUUCAGACAAUGUUCCAGCAGAGUAGCUGCUCCUACAGGAUUGAGAGUUACUGGACCUAUGAACUGUGUCACGGGAAACAUCUAAGACAGUACCAUGAAAAUAAAGAGUUAAGUUUAAAAAAGCCACAGGUAUUGGAAUAUUACCUGGGUUAUUAUCAACCUGUAGAUGACAAGAAAGACGUGUUGAUGACUGAUAAAGACACGACAGAAGCAGAAUCCAGAGCAGAGGACAAAAAGCUGAAGGUUAAAACUAGAAGAAUUGACCUUAUAGACUUACCUUACUUUGAAAGCAACAUGACAGAUGGAACUGUAUGUGAAUUAACAAAUCAACCAAGAAAAGCAAAAAUCUUAUAUGUAUGUCAACCUGAGGGAAGAGGAGAAAUAUAUGAGCUGAAAGAAACAUCAUCAUGUGAAUAUGAAGUGAUUGUUCUAACAAGUGUACUGUGCUCUCAUCCAGAUUUCAAGCCAAAGACCCCACCAGUUUCUACAAUAUCCUGUCUUGCUAUGGAUGGUUCACCCACUAAACCAGAGACCCUGACAGAUUGGGAAAAACAGCCAGUACCACAGUAUGAUCAUCAGGUUCAAGGUAAUUUUAUUCUACAAAGAGAAAUGAAGAAGGAAGAACCACCAAAACCACCAUCAACUCCGAAACAACCCCAAAAACCUGAUACAACAUUAACUGACACAACAGACAAACAGGUUCUCAGGGAGUUUCUGUCUGGGGACUACUGCUUUCAGGGAGGCACUGGCUGGUGGAAACAUGAAUUUUGUUUUAAUAAACAUGCUCGUCAAUUCCAUGAUGGAAAUGACGGCCGUAUUGUUAUCAACUUAGGAUAUUGGAAUGAAGACAAACACUUAGAGUGGAUUGCAAAAAAUCCAUCAAAAAUGCCAAAACCAAAAGGACAAAGAAAACAGCUAUCUUUGUUAUACACUGGUGGUGAUACAUGUGAUAUUACAGGGAAAAAUAGAAUUGUGGAAGUUAAAUUAAAAUGUAUAGAAAAGAAAAAUCAACCUCAUUCUGUCUCUAUAUAUCUAAUGGAACCUAAAUCUUGUGAAUAUGUACUAGGGAUUGAAUCUCCACUACUUUGUAAUGUACUAGACAGAGCCGACACUCAAGGUAUCAUCAAAGAUUACAAAGUAUGACACUCUCCUCUAGAAGAUUAUAAUCAAUGAAAACUGUGAUAUUUUAUUUAUGGGUUAGGAAACAUUGGGAAUAUGAUUGUGAUCUGAUUGUAAGUGCUUUUUUCCCGCAAGAAAUCAUGCAAGUCUGUGAGACAAAAAUUAGCAAACAACAUCGGUAAAUAAAAGCAGUCAUGGAUAAUGUUUUCAUAUUGGCUAAACAUGUAGACUAUUGAACAAUGAAUUUCCUCAUUCAAAUAUUUCUCAAAUUAUUAUACAUGGCUUGCAAGUUUACAAAUCAAUUUCUUUGAUUUGAAUAAUUAAAUUUUAGAACAUCUUUAAAAAAGGUUUAAAUAUUUUAUUUAAAGAUUAUUGUUUAUAACUUUUUAGUAAGAAAAAAAACAGAAAUAGAAACAUUUUUGUUUGCUUUGGGAUUUGUCAAAUGCCCGUCUGGAUUUUGUGUCAUGAUUUACCAGCAAUACACCACAUUCCUUUUUUGGACUAUUAUCAUUGUGAUAUAUAUAUAUAUAUAUGGUUAUGAUGACAUAUUUAGAAAAAACAACUUUAUAUGAUGGAAAGUUUUGUUAAUAUUAUCUGAACUGCAUGAAGUUGCAUGUAUUUAUAAAAAUGGUGCAGAAUUAUUUGAAGCAGUAUUUGUAUAUCUAUGCAAAAACUUGUUACAUAUUGAAAUGUAUUGUAGAUUAGAGGUGUUUUGUCUGUUUAUUAUUAAAUUAAUUAAAUGAGGUUUAUUCCAGCUGUUCCAGAAAAAAAAACUCUCUUCCCUAGGGAUGACAUUCUGUUUUUAGCACCCACCACCCACAGAAAUAGAAAUAAAUUAACAACACACACUUUGCAUUUUGGUAUUUCAAAUACAACCACCCAUAUAGAAUUUUAAAAAAUGCCUUCCCUGGGGGGACAUAGUAUUUUCUGGUACAGCCCUUAGACGAAUUGUAAAUUUACCUAGUACUGUAGAAGAUUGAACAUUUUAGUUGGUUAUUGUAUUUCCAUAGAUUGUCAAGAAUUUUUACACUUUUGGAUAAGUUUUUGCAAUACAACUUCCAAUUUGUUGAUCAAAAGAAAGUUACAUUGACCUAUCAAGACAUUGGCAAUCACCUUUCCAUAGUUAUAAUUUAUUGUUUAGCCAGAUUUGAACUUACAAAUAACAGUUAUUUGAAUGUCAUUAAAAGUUUAAAAAAAUUAAAGAUAUUGAGAAAUUUUAUUUGUAAUUUUAGUCUAAAUUGAUUUUGAUACUUUUAGUGAAAUUAAAAUACAGGUGACCAUUUGUAAGUGUGUGUUCAUUUCCUCUUAAAAGUGUUGUAUUCUGUAAAUAAAUGGAAUUAUUUAUGCCGAUUUAAUAUAAUCAUGAAUCAGGAAACGAUUUUCUCAUAAUUAUGUAAAGCUGACUAUUUUAGUAAUGUUAAAACCAUUGUUAUGGAAGAUAUACUGUGUAGAAAAUAGACAUUACAAAGGCAUUGUGUGAAAGUAUUUGGGAAAUGUAUUAAGUGUGAAUGGCCAAAUCAUAUCAUACAUUUACAUAUUCUUGAUUGUAAUGUGUAUAUUUUUAAUUUAUCGUCUGUAUUGUUUUCAUUUAAUAUAUAUA